Messenger RNA from Salvelinus namaycush (lake trout), 4535 nucleotides. Its product is annotated as phosphatidylinositol 3,4,5-trisphosphate 5-phosphatase 2B-like. NCBI's taxonomy places the organism in Eukaryota, Metazoa, Chordata, Actinopteri, Salmoniformes, Salmonidae. The record is from RefSeq and is a predicted model, not a curated record. The transcript has 27 exons. Gene Ontology annotation, biological process: phosphatidylinositol dephosphorylation. Gene Ontology annotation, molecular function: phosphatase activity; protein binding.
UGUCGGAUGUCAUGGCGAUGGCGGCGUGGUACCACCGUGACAUCACCCGUGUGCAUGCAGAGGACCUGUUGGCUCGGGCUGGAAGGGACGGCAGCUUCCUUGUCAGGGACAGUGAGUCUGUGCCUGGAGCCUACGCCCUCUGUCUGCUGUUCCAACGGCACGUUCACACUUAUCGUAUUCUUCCUGAUGUAGAUGGCCUAUUAGCUGUUCAGACUUCUCAGGGGGUGCAGGUGAACUAUUUCCGUACACUGGGGGACCUGGUGUUGGGGUACCAACACCCCCAUAAGGGUCUGGUCACCCCUCUGCUGUACCCUGUGGGGAGGGACAUGGAGCCUGGGGAUGAGAGCUCAGGUGAUGAUGAGAAGCCAGGGCUGGUGUGGAGUCCCAGCCCAUUCCCAGUCUCGGUCAGUAUAGCUCCCCCCGCUGGACUCCCAGUGACCCCGUCCCCACACCUCCUCUUCCUCCACAGGCUACAGGAGCUCAACACAUCCAGCAUGGCAGGUGAGGUGGUUGGGCUGCUCAGUGAGUAUCUGCGCAGUGAGCUGCCUCUGGAUGUCGAGGGUCUACGUAGAGGAGCAACAGGCCUACGCCAUCUACACCAAACCCUGGGCACCGCAUGCCAGGGGCUCAACAGUGAGAUUGACCUGAUCAUGUCCAGUUUGGAGACGCUGGCCAAAGUGUUUGACCAUCCCAUCUGCCCUUUAACCUCCGCCAAGCCACAGAACAUGGGUAGAGGUCCAGACAUGGAGUUGGACAGCCUGCUGUGUAAGAUCUCUGUCCUGGUCAGCCUGCUCUCCUCCCUGGAGAAGAGGGUGCUGAAAGCUCUUCAAGAUGCUGUGACCAAUCACAACCUGGCUGUGCAGCCUGCCCCUCCACCUGAGCCCGCUCUUGCUCCCAAGAACCAUUCCAGGCCCUUACCUGUCCACUCCUUUCAGAUUAAGAUGGUGCGUUACGGCAGACAGACAGUGUCAUUGGAUGUGGACACAGGAGUGCUGCUGUUUGACAGGAAGGCCGGGUCAUUUGGAGUGGAGACGGUCUCACAUGAACGGAUUCUGCAGCUAGUCAAGUUCCAGAGCAGCCCAGCCAAGCUGCGCAUGGUCGUGGACAGUCAUCACAACAACCCACGGGAGCUCAUGUUUGAGAGUGCAAGGAAACGGGAGGCGUUCUGCCAGCUGCUACAGCUGAUGAAGACCAGGCACUCCCGUCUGAGUGAACCUGACGUCAUUUCUGUGUUUGUGGGCAGCUGGAACAUGGGUGGCUCCCCUCCCCCUCGCAGUCUGCAGUCCUGGGUGACGUGUUGUGGUCUGGGUCGAACCCCAGAUGAGUCCACAGCUCUGCUGCCUCAUGACAUCUACGCCCUGGGUACCCAGGAGAACUCUCAGGGGGAGAAGGAGUGGACCGAGCACGUCAAGGCUACCCUACACAGCUACACUCACAUAGAGUACAAACAGGUGGCAGUACAGUCCCUGUGGAACAUGAGGCUGGCAGUGUUUGUGAAGCCAGAGCACGAGAGUCGCAUCAGCCAUGUGAACACAGCCAGUGUGAAGACUGGCCUGGGGAACACACUGGGAAAUAAGGGUGCUGUUGGGGUCUCCUUCCUCUUCAACAGUACCUCUUUUGGGUUUGUUAACUGCCAUCUGACCUCUGGCAGUGAGAAAGUAGUCAGGAGGAACCAGAACUUUGCCGACAUCCUCAGGCUGUUGUCCCUGGGUGACCGGCAGCUCAGUGCCUUUGACGUGAGCCUGCGCUUCACACAUCUCUUCUGGUGUGGAGACCUCAACUACAGACUGGACCUGGAUGUACAGGACAUUCUUAAACAUGUGUCCAAGCGGGAGUUUGAUGAGCUCAUGUGUGCUGAUCAGCUAACACAAGAACGACACAAGAGAAAGGCCUUUCUCAAUUUCAAGGAAGAGAAGAUUGUGUUUCCGCCCACCUAUCGGUACGAGAGGGGGUCCAGGGACAGCUACCUGUGGCAGAAGUACAAGACCUCUGGCGUGCGUGUCAAUGUGCCGUCAUGGUGUGACCGGAUUCUGUGGAAGUCCUACUCAGAGACACAUAUCACCUGCAACUCCUAUGGUUGUACAGAUGACAUGUUCACCAGUGACCACUCGCCUGUUUUCGCCACGUUCCAUAUAGGGGUGACAUCAAAGUUCAAAACAGAGCCAAGCUUGAGCAUGGAGAGGGCCUGGAUAGAGUUGGAGGGCAUCGAGGCUAUUGUGAAGACAGCCGGCAAAGCCAAGUUCUUCAUUGAGUUUCACUCAUCCUGCCUUGACGAGAUCCGCCGUUCCAUAGAGAAUGACUCACAGAGCUGUGACGUGCCUUGCUUCCUGAAACUGGGCUGGUCUUCCAAGCAGCUGCCCAAGCUUCUCCCGAUCGUCUCUGACAUGGAGUACCUUCAGGAUCAGCACCUCCUGCUGUGCGUCAAGUCAUGUGAUGGGUUUGAGUCAUACGGUGAGUGCUGUGUGGCGCUGCGCUCCCUCAUCGGCGCGGCGGAGCAGUUUGAGACGUUUCUGACCCACCGGGGCGAGGAGAUGGGCUCCAUACGUGGGCAGGUCAGGGUCCACGUGCCCAAGGACCGGCGAAGAACACGUGAGAAGAUCUACGAGUGGUUCUGCUUCGAGAAGGACGAGAAGGGUCUGGUGAGGGGACACUUGUCUCCUCAGUCCACUCAGGCACCUAUCAGCCGAUCCUCACCCCCUCCACCCAAGCCAGCCCCUAGCAGUUACACAAACCCCGCUUACUUCAUAUUUGAAGGUGUGUCUGUCCUGCGCAGGGUGGAGGAGGCUACACCCCCUCGUAGGGACCUCCAAGUGGUCUGGGCCGGCGACUCAGCGCUGCAGCUCCCAAAGCUCUCUGGGGGGCGUGGCUAUGACAGGAAGUCCGCUCGCAGGUCGGACUUCACUGAAAUCGAGAUUCCAGGCAUCCUGCCCCACUACUCCUCCUCCAAUGACCAUCAUCCUCCCCAGGCCAACUCCUCCUAUCAGCUCUUCCCAGCAAAAAACCCAUCGCCAAUCCCCCCUGCCGCAAACCCCACCACCACCUCUCACUAUCAUGAACAGCCCAUACAACCACAACCAAGCAAAAACAAUGUUGUCCAGGACGCCAUCCUGCCUCCCAAGUACCUGAGGAACAUGUACACGGACCACUCCGCUGUCAUCAGAGAGACCCCCAGGAGAGAACAGCCUAGGGUGCACCAACAGGAACGAGCCAGCCCUGUAAGGAGCAGCAAACCCACCUCCCUCUACCCCUAUGUGUCCACCCACGUGCCCCACGUCCAGGCCUCAGCCCCCUGGGUGGCGGAGCAGCCAGUUGAACCCCUAGGGGACCACUCCCUCACAGCCCUGCAGAUUGCCAAGUCACUAAGUGAGGUGGACUUCUUCCCUGUGGACCUCAGGGCUCCAUCCACACCAGGCCAGAGACCGGCCCAGAGGAAUGACCUGGCCAUGUCUACCGAGAGAGGCUACUGCUGGGAGAAAGAGGUGGGUGACUAGACACAAUAUGUCCUCCGUGGGGCUCCAGAGACUGUGCGGGAGCUACUCAGCACCCUGGGUCUGCAGAAUUACACCCUGGGACUCAGCCUCAAUGGCUGGGACGACCUGGACUACUUCAGUGGCAUCACAGAGGAGGACCUGCGUGCAGCCGGAGUGUCAAACCCCUCGCAUCGCCGGAGGAUCCUGAAGAACCUACCCAGGAUCUGGGAUUCACUAUAGACCUACUUACGUUGUUUGAGUUCUCAAACUGAAGCCGAUGGACAUCAGUGACAGAUGCCUGCCAUAAUGGAAUACAAGUCGCCUCUUCUCCACGCCAUCAUUUUAUUUACAGUAACAACGAGUUGCUUUUAUGCGAACACACAAAAGACGCAAUGCAUGUCCCAUGAAAUCCUCAUCUCAUAUCCCUUACCAUUCACGUGUACACCUUCAAAUGAGAGAUGUGGACUCAAGUCACUGUCAAACAUUUUAUAUCCAAUUUAGAUCCACAUAGCUAAAUAUUGAUUAUGCGUCUCCUCAGCAGUCACCAGAAUGUAGUGUUUACUGAGCACUCACACCCAUGACCUCUUCCCCUGCUCGUUCCACUCCUCUACCGAUAUAGAGAACAGCACAGAGCUUGUUAAAGCACUCAAUAAAGGCCAUGGAGGGGGAAAUAUAUAGCUGUACAUAUUUGCCAGUCCACGUUUUAACAUGGCCUGUAAAGUUAAUAUUAAAACUGCCUGGUUUGCUGUCUGAUGGUAGCAUUAUGUUGUAACCGGGGUGUAGUUCUUCUUAGUGAUAAGAGGAGAAUCCAUUGGGAGGAAUUAGUGAACCCUGGGCUAGUUUAUUUACAUUCUGCCCAUUACUCCUACAUUGUAUAUCCUGUUUCUCUAUCUGGUUAUCUCUCUCUUAGACCAUAACUCUUGUGUGCUCUUCAAGGGCCACACACCCAUUUAACAUGUGUUUCUGUGCACUGUACCAUCUUUUUUUUUGACUGCCUUUUCAAACAGAAUUGUAUAAAAGGAACUGUUGACUGAGUGACAGAUAGUGUGGGUUCUUGGACAUUGC